Prunus mume (Japanese apricot) is the source of this 635-nucleotide messenger RNA. RefSeq lists its product as uncharacterized. The record is from RefSeq and is a predicted model, not a curated record. Lineage: Eukaryota; Viridiplantae; Streptophyta; Magnoliopsida; Rosales; Rosaceae.
CUCCCCAUUUACUUCAAGCUUCAAACGCAUCAAAACAUAAGUUUUACUUCCCAUCAAGUUUAAGAGUGUUCUUAUUAAGAGUUUACAGAAGAAGAUAUCAAUAUGAGCAGUUCAUCAUCAGCAGCAGCAAGGAGAGGUUGGGUGGUGGCAGCAAGUGUUGGAGUUGUGGAGGCCUUGAAGGACCAAGGGAUCUGCAGGUGGAAUUAUACUAUGAGAUUAAUGCAGCAGCAUGCAAAGAGCCAACUUGGGUCUUUUUCUCAGGCUAACAAGCUCUCUUCCUCAUCCUCUGCUCUGGUUUCAAGCAAGCUUGGAGAUGAGAAGGUGAAGCAGUCUGAAGAGUCUCUCAGGAAAGUCAUGUACCUCAGCUGCUGGGGACCCAAUUGAUUUCAGCAACUAUAUAAUUUGUAGCUGAAGAAGAUAAUCAAUACAAUUUGGCACUGAAGGCAGGCUUGGAUUACAAAUUUUCAAGUUUUGAGGCAUGGCAUGAUGAUAGCUGGAAACAUGUGGUUAAGCUGACCAUGGUUGGUGUAGGCUGUGCAGCCUGAAGAAAUUUUGUUUAUUUACAAAAUUAUUGUAAAUUGUAAAUCUAUGAGUUCUCUAUGAUAUAUACAAUUAAUAUGAAAAUUCAUAUGUCA